Messenger RNA from Neoarthrinium moseri, 1308 nucleotides. RefSeq lists its product as uncharacterized. Gene Ontology annotation, molecular function: zinc ion binding; metallocarboxypeptidase activity. Gene Ontology annotation, biological process: proteolysis. The record is from RefSeq and is a predicted model, not a curated record. The transcript has a single exon. Bases 1 to 1308 code for a protein of 435 amino acids. Lineage: Eukaryota; Fungi; Ascomycota; Sordariomycetes; Amphisphaeriales; Apiosporaceae.
AUGAAGCUCUCUCAAACAUACAGCGUCAUUGGUUUGGCGUCCCUUUCCUGGGCCUGCCUUUUACCUGAGGAAAGAGGAUUGCCUGCCCGAAGAAAUGUGAACCCACGGGCGAACACUGGGCUUGGGGUGGGGACAGGCGAUCGAUUUAAUGGUGGUGCCAAAUUUCCUCGAGGUGUUGGCACUCAAGCCGCGGGCACAGAUUUGGGCUUGAUUCUCAACGUCCAGGAAAUCCAGAGCGGCAUCCUUGGCCUUGCUCAGGAGUACGACAUUGAUACUUUCACGACCCCUUAUACCACGUACGAGAAGAGGAGCAUCUACGGUGGUAAAGCCGGGGGACAAGGAAACAGUAGCGAUGCAAUCAACGUCUACAUCAAUGCCGGUAUUCACGCAAGAGAGCGCGGUGGCCCCGACAACCUGCUUUAUUUCAUCUCCGACCUCCUCUACGCCAACAAGAACAAAUUGGGCCUUACCUAUGGUAGCAAGAAGUACACCGCCCAGGAUGUCACGAAGGCGCUGGCUACUGGCAUCGUUUUCGUACCCCUGAGUAAUCCCGAUGGUGUCGCCUACGAUCAAUCAAGUAACAGCUGCUGGCGCAAGAACCGAAACCCGGCAUCUGCCACCUCAGGGCAGCCCGCAACGAUUGGGGUCGAUUUGAACAGGAAUUUUGAUUUCCUCUGGGACUUCCCAAACAAGUUCGCCUCUAGCGUCGCAUCGGGCACAGCCUCUCAGAGCCCAAGGGCUGAGGAUUACCACGGUAAAAGUGCGUUCUCAGAACCCGAGACGAAGAGCAUCAAGUGGAUUCUGGAUUCGCACAAGAACGUUGGCUGGUUCCUUGACCUCCAUUCUAACGCUGGAGUUGUCCUUUACAGUUGGGGAAGCGAUGACAACCAAUCUAAGACUCCGGGAAUGAGCUUCUUGAACUCGACAUAUGACAAGGUCCGAGGUGUCUCGCCAGACCGCAGUGGAUUCGUCUACUCCGAGUACACACCUGCGGACGACUGGUCUAUCAACCUCAAGACUGCGACUAGCAUUCAGACGGCAAUGAGUGCAGCAGCUGGGCGCAGCUACGGAGUUGAGCAAGCUUCCGAACUGUAUCCGACUUCUGGAGCAAGCGACGAUUACUCUUACUCGAGACAUUUCGCAGAUUCGAGCCUUGGGCUGGUUCACGCCUUUACGGUUGAGUUCGGCUUUGCAAAUAAUCAAGCCUCGUGUUCGUUCUACCCAACUGCGCAGACAUACCGCCAGAACUUGCAGGAGACAGGUGCUGGAUUUAUGGAGCUGCUUCUGGCUGCAGCACAAAAUAUCUAG